Messenger RNA from Cygnus atratus (black swan), 1470 nucleotides. It is a transcript of the gene CHRNB4, whose product is annotated as cholinergic receptor nicotinic beta 4 subunit. NCBI's taxonomy places the organism in Eukaryota, Metazoa, Chordata, Aves, Anseriformes, Anatidae. The record is from RefSeq and is a predicted model, not a curated record. Gene Ontology annotation, molecular function: acetylcholine-gated monoatomic cation-selective channel activity; transmembrane signaling receptor activity. The coding region runs from base 1 to 1470 and encodes 489 amino acids. Gene Ontology annotation, cellular component: neuron projection; synapse; postsynaptic membrane. Gene Ontology annotation, biological process: signal transduction; monoatomic ion transmembrane transport; regulation of membrane potential. The transcript is spliced from 6 exons.
AUGAGGAAUACAUACACCCUCUUUCUCUUUGUAGUGGGCUCCUAUUAUUUUAACGGAAGCACCGCAGCAGAUGCUGAAGAAAAGCUAAUGAACCACCUACUGAGUCCUGACAGGUACAAUAAGUUAAUUCGCCCAGCUGUCAACUCGUCCCAGUUGGUAUCUAUAGAACUGCAGGUUUCCUUGGCACAGCUCAUCAGUGUGAAUGAACGGGAGCAGAUCAUGACUACAAAUGUCUGGCUGAACCAGGAGUGGAUUGAUUAUCGUUUGGCUUGGAAGCCCUCUGACUAUGAAGGAAUAAAUACGCUGAGAAUACCUGCAAAACACAUCUGGCUGCCAGACAUUGUGCUUUACAAUAAUGCCGAUGGCACAUACGAAGUUUCACUGUACACAAAUGUAAUCGUACAGAAUAAUGGAAGCAUUCGCUGGUUGCCUCCAGCCAUUUACAAGAGUGCCUGCAAGAUCGAGGUUAAGCAUUUCCCAUUUGAUCAACAAAACUGCACCUUAAAGUUCCGGUCUUGGACAUAUGAUCAUACAGAAAUUGAUAUGGUACUAAAAACUUCCAUGGCAAGCAUGGAUGACUUCACACCCAGUGGAGAAUGGGACAUUGUAGCACUCCCAGGAAGAAGGACUGUAAAUCCUUUGGAUCCCAAUUAUGUCGAUGUGACAUAUGACUUCAUUAUUAAAAGGAAACCUCUUUUCUAUACCAUCAAUCUUAUCAUUCCCUGUGUGCUAAUUACUUCCUUAGCCAUCCUGGUGUUCUACUUGCCUUCAGACUGUGGUGAAAAAAUGACCUUAUGCAUAUCUGUGUUGCUUGCCUUGACUGUGUUCUUACUGCUGAUCUCCAAAAUUGUCCCUCCAACAUCUCUGGAUGUUCCGCUGAUCGGGAAGUAUCUCAUGUUUACAAUGGUACUAGUCACCUUCUCAAUAGUUACCAGUGUCUGUGUACUCAAUGUCCACCACAGAUCUCCAAGCACUCACACUAUGCCUCCUUGGGUAAAGCUGGUUUUCCUUGAAAGACUUCCAGCCUAUCUGUUCAUGAAGCGUCCAGAAAAUAAUUCUCCACGGCAAAAGCUGUGCAACUGCAAAAAGAUGAGAGCAGAGAAUCUUUCCAUAGACCCAGCCGUCUUGUACAAGAACUCUACUUACUUUGUGAACACAGCUUCUGCCAAAAAAUAUGAUAUGAAAAUCACUGAGACUCUUGACAAUGUCAGCAACCAUCAAGAUUUCAGGUUAAGAACAGGCAUGAAAUUUUCUCCUGAAGUCCAAGAAGCAAUUGAUGGAGUCAGUUUUAUAGCAGAGCACAUGAAAAGUGAUGACAACGACCAAAGUGUCAUUGAAGAUUGGAAGUAUGUUGCCAUGGUAGUGGACAGGCUGUUUCUCUGGAUAUUCGUCCUUGUUUGUGUCCUUGGGACUGUUGGAUUAUUUCUGCAGCCACUUUUUCAAAACCACAUUGCUGCCGUGAACCCUUAG